GCCCAUUCUUUUCCGCCGGGCACCGCCAACUUUGUUCGGAAUCGAACCGCUUUCACUUAAGCUCAGUCGACGGCGAUGGCUCUCAAGGCAGUGCUCGCAUCCGGCGCCGUCCCGAAUAUCGACCAGGUCCACCUGCCAGCGGAGGCCGUGCGGCUGCCCAAUAGGGCCGUGGCGUCGGGGUUCGUGGUGUUGGGGCACCGAGGCAAGGGGAUGAAUGCGCUCGCGUCGCCAGAUCGGAGGAUGAGUGCGGUCAAGGAGAACUCGAUUCUCUCAUUCAAUCGAGCCGCUCGCUUCCCCAUUGACUCAAUCGAGUUCGACGUCCAGGUGACCAAGGACGAUUGCCCUAUCAUCUUUCACGACGAUGUCAUCCUCACAGAACAUGCUGGUGAGAUCAUGGAGAAGCGUGUCACUGAUCUUUGCUUGGAAGAGUUCCUUUCCUAUGGGCUUCAAAGAGAUCCUUCCAAGGUGGGUAAAUUACUGCUAAGGAGGAUUCAUGAUGGGAGAGUGUUGAAUUGGAAUGUAGAAGAUGAUGACUACCUCUGCACAUUGCAAGAGGCUUUUGAGAAGGUGGACCCUCGUUUGGGAUUCAACAUUGAGCUUAAAUUUGUGGACCAUGUCGUUUAUAGCGACGAAGAACUUGUGCAUGCACUUGAAGCAGUCUUAAAGGUUGUUUACCAGUAUGCAGGUGAAAGGGCAAUCAUCUUCUCAACAUUCCAGCCGGAUGCAGCGCGGCUAAUAAGAAAACUUCAAAGUGCUUACUCGGUUUUCUUCCUCACAACUGCAGGCACCGAAAUAUACAAUGACAUCAGAAGAAAUUCGUUAGAUGAGGCUAUCAAUCUGUGUUUAGCUGGUGAUUUGCAAGGCAUUGUUUCAGAAGUUCGAGGAAUCUUCAGGUAUCCAUCAGCAGUGUCCAGAAUCAAGGAAUCCAACCUUUCCCUGCUAACAUAUGGCAAGCUCAACAAUGUCCCUGAGGCUGUAUACCUGCAGCAUCUGAUGGGCAUCAAUGGCGUUAUCGUCGACCUCGUAGAAGAGAUCACUGAGUCUGUUUCAGAUAUCAUACAACCGACAUCGGCUGCCAAUUUCUGUGGUUCAGCACGGCCAAUGCAGGCAAAGCAGGGCACGAGACCAGGCUUCUCUGAGCGAGAACUCUCGUUCCUGCUCAAGCUUAUACCUGAGUUGGUGCAGCAAUGAUCUUGAUAGAGUCGCAUAGGAAUUCAUUGUAGCAAUCUUACACAUGAAUGUUUCAUCAAUGGAGAAGAAUGAAGUUUCAAUAAGAGAUUCUGGCUCUUUGCUAGUUUGCUUUGGGUCGUUUCAGGAAUCAGCUGUCUGCAGCUACUUUUAGACAACAUGAUAGAUACAACCAUUGAAAUGGAUUUAAAGAUUUGAAAUUCUUUGUAACAACUUUGUAGGUCCAGCAUGGAUUAAAGACGAUAGAUUCUUCUUUA
Messenger RNA from Zingiber officinale, 1445 nucleotides. RefSeq names its product glycerophosphodiester phosphodiesterase GDPD2-like. Gene Ontology annotation, biological process: glycerophospholipid catabolic process. The transcript has 7 exons. The record is from RefSeq and is a predicted model, not a curated record. Lineage: Eukaryota; Viridiplantae; Streptophyta; Magnoliopsida; Zingiberales; Zingiberaceae. Gene Ontology annotation, molecular function: phosphoric diester hydrolase activity. Bases 76 to 1191 code for a protein of 371 amino acids.